CAACAACAAACAAACCUGCACGCUACGCACUGCACGGGCUCCACCGCGGCGGCUGGAGAGACCGGGAGGACGCGCAUGUGACCGCACCGGACAGAGUAGGCGAAGUGAAAGAAGAGAAGAAAGCAUCGAAGGAGUCCCCACAUGGGAGCAACAGUGCUGUCUAAUCCACUUUUAUCUGACAGAAUCUGCCAAAGGACGCUUUGGAAACGCUCUCAUGUCUUCAGACACAAACUGCUAAAUCCAAGGAGCUAAAAACAGAAAGACAAAAAAGCCAACCGCUGGCUGUUCCAAGUGGACAGAUUUUAAAGUAAAAACACGGCUGGAGAGGGGGAGGAUUGUAUGGUUGCCAAAUCCCCCUCCGAGACACACCGCAUCUUCUCAAUCUACGGCUGCCGCCUCUCUCCUCGUCCUCCUUCCAUCUCCCCGUCCUCCUCCGCCGCUCUUCCCUCAUUCUCCCUCGUUCUCUCUCAUGGGAGUGACAUAGAGGCCGUCGCCCGGUCUGCUGCCCCGCCCCUUCUCCGCCUCGCCGUGGAAACAGGGGCGUCCAGGUAGUGAUGUCGUGGAAGAGGAACUACUUUGCGUCAGGCGGUGGAGCAGCAGGCGGGGUGCAGGGGCUGGUGACCCCGAGAACCAUGACCUCCAUCGCACCCAGCAAAGGCCUGAGCAACGAGCCGGGACAGAACAGCUGCUUCCUCAACAGCGCUCUGCAGGUUUUGUGGCAUCUCGACAUCUUCCGCCGAAGCUUUCGACAGCUGACCACCCACAAGUGCAUGGAGGACUCGUGCAUCUUCUGCGCCUUGAAGAGUAUCUUCGCUCAGUUCCAGUUCAGCAGCGAGCGCGUCCUGCCGUCCGAUGCCCUGCGCAGCGCCCUGGCCAAGACCUUCCAGGACGAGCAACGCUUCCAGCUGGGCAUCAUGGACGACGCCGCCGAGUGCUUUGAGAACCUCCUGAUGCGCAUCCACUUCCACAUCAGCGCCGAGAGCCGAGAGGACAUCUGCACGGCCAAGCACUGCAUCCCGCACCAGAAGUUUGCCAUGACUCUGUUCGAACAGUGUGUGUGUAACAGCUGUGGAGCCACAUCAGACCCCCUGCCUUUCAUUCAGAUGGUUCAUUACAUCUCCACUACAUCCCUCUGUAACCAAGCAGUGAGGAUGCUCGAGUGCAGAGAGAAACCAACACCGGACAUGUUUGGAGAGCUGCUCCGCAACGCCAGCAACAUGGGAGACCUGCGCAACUGCCCCAGCAACUGUGGGGAGGUGCUGCGUAUCCGCCGGGUGCUGAUGAACUCGCCAGAGAUCGUGUCCAUCGGCCUGGUGUGGGACUCGGACCACUCGGACCUGGCAGAGGACGUCAUCCACAGCCUGGGAACCUGCCUGCGACUGGGAGACUUGUUCUACCGUGUGACAGAGGAGAGGGCUCGCCAGGCGGAGCUCUACUUGGUGGGCAUGGUGUGCUACUACGGCAAGCACUACUCCACCUUCUUCUUCCAGACCAAGAUACGCAAGUGGAUGUACUUCGACGACGCCCACGUCAAAGAGAUCGGCCCUAAGUGGAAGGACGUAGUGUCUCGCUGUAUCAAAGGCCACUAUCAGCCCCUGCUGCUGCUCUACGCUGACCCCCGUGGGACACCGGUGAUACUGCAGGAGAGCCCCAACCCCUGUACCAGCUCCAACCCGCAGCUCGAGCUCCAGCACUGCAGCAGCAGCAGCAAGGCUGGUUACGACAGCGAAGACUCCGGUCGGGAGCCGUCCAUAUCCAGCGACACUCGCACCGACUCGUCAACGGACAGCUCGAGUCACCGCGCGUCACGCAGCCGGUCCCUCCACCAGUCGACGGGCAGCCACCUCUCCAGCGAGUCCCAGACCACGGUGGUCUGCAACUACGACAUCGGCACACCGCCGCUCGGUGCCGACGCUGGAGAGUCAGCAGUGGAGGGUCCUCCCCGCCCUCCCUCUCCCCCCCUGCAGGAGUACAAGGAGACGGCCGUCUUCCUCCUCUCCUCCCGCAGGCCUCUCACCUCCUCCUCCUCCUCCUCCAGGCCCCUGUCUUCCUCCUCUUCGUCGGGAGUCGGGGGCUGCGAGGGCGGGGCUGGGGGGCCCCACUGGGAGGAUGAGAGCACCAGUAGCGAGAGCAAGUCCAGUUCUUCUGGAGGCCGCUACAGGCCGACCUGGAGGCCCAGGAGAGAGGCCCUGAACAUCGACAGCAUCUUCACCCGACAGAAGGGCUCCUCUCUGGGCUACAGCACUCUGCCCGGCCCCCCUCUCCCCCCGGAGCCCCAGGACUCGCUCCCCUCGGCGGGCGCCGCUCCACAGCCGGGUCUGCAAGAGACGGAAGGGAGGGAGCUCGGGGAGUUGGAGGCGGGGUUUGGGCUGGUCGGGCAGCCCAGGUCUCUGGGCGGCGGGCGGACGAUGGGUCCCCCUGCCCCUCCACCUCUGAGAGGGGUGGAGCACCAGCCACGUCUGAUCCAGAGGAUGGAGAGUGGCUACGAGAGCAGUGAGAGGAACAGCAGCAGCCCCGACAGGGAGGUUGGGCAACAGAAACGGGUGCUGAUGUCAGGACCUUCAUGGCGUUCGGUGCCCAAGUCGAAGAGCAGCAGUGCCAUCCUGCAGGAGCUGCCUUCACCCAGCUGGACCGGCGGCGGCGGUGGCGGCGGCACCAACAUAGGCUCAGGGCGCAGUGAGCUGGACGAGCUGCAGGAGGAGGUGGCGAGGAGAGCCCGCCAGCAGGAGCAGCAGAAGCGCAAGGAGGCGGAGCGCGAGGCGGCCAUGGGAUUCAACCCCAAACCCAGCAAAUUCAUGGACCUGGACCAGCUCCAACACCAGGCUGUGCUCAGACCCCUGCAUGAGGCUAACGCUCAUAGCGGAUUGGCUGUAGCUGCGUGCAUGAGGAGCACUGGGGGCCCAAUCAAACGCAGGCAGGAACAAGAAAUGGAACGGGAGACAGGAAGCGCCCGCCCACAGGGGCCUCGCAGUGAACAGCCUGGCCCGGUCCAAGUACUGCUGACGCCCAAUCAGGAGGAGGAGGAAGAGGACCAGGCGACGCCCAGCCAGGACGCUGCUCUGGGCCAGGACCCGCCCCCUCCGCCCUACCGACCCGCUCCCCCGCGACCCCCGCUCACCCUCAGCAUCCCUCACCCCUGCGCCCCCUCUUCCGGCCGAGGGGAGGCGGCGGCGGCGGAGGCGGAGGACGGAGGCGGGAGGAGAGGAGGGGAGGGAGGCGAGGACGGGAGGGAAGGGACGGGGGUGAGGCUGUGCGAGCUGCUGCAGGCCGGUGGGGUGAGCGUCAGGCCUCUGGGGAAGCACUUAGCCAUCUCUCUGCCCUCGCUUCCUCUGCGUCUCUGGGAUACACACAGCGCCACGCACACCUCGCACUCCGCACACCUCCCACCCACGCACACACACCCUCCCCCUCCACCUCCCCCGCCUCCCCCGUCUCCCCCCUUGGAAGGUGAGAGGAGGCCUCCUCCCGUCACGCCACUCUGGCAGCCGCCCCGGCCCCAUUCCCCCACCGCCGCCGCCACUCAGCACUGGCCGAGGCACGAAGCCGCGGCCUCGGACGGCGCCACUCGUCACUGGUCCUCCUGGAGUUUGGACCGCCCCGACGCCGUGGUGACGCCGUAUGACACGCCCCCCGACCGCUGCGUUCCCAUCAGGCCUCCGAUGCCCAGCAGUCAGAACUACAGCUACAGUUGCCAGUCCUCUCCGGGGCACUACGGCUCCCAGCAUGCCCCGGGGCGGCACAGCGAUCCCUGCUGCGAGCGCGAAGAGGCCGAGCUGUCUGAACUCGACUCCCUUUACCAGGCCAGUCUGCUGGCUGGGAAAACAGGCUGCAGCCCAUCAGAGAGGCUCAUAUCCCGGGUGGGAGGGCAGGCUCGCUCCAAGACCCCCAACGCAGACAUGGAGAGGAGCGUGUACGGGGCCGACUGCACCAGCACCCCCACCUACCUCAACAAGCCAAUGACGUUGCGGGAUCUGCGUUUCGGGGCGGAGCCUGAUGAUGGGGAGAACCUGAGGCGAAUUGGACGCAGCCUGAGCGGCACGGUGGUGACCUCGCGUCGCAGCCGCCUGACUGCAACCCGCAGCUUCGAGCUGUCGGGCGGCGCAGGGAGCUUCUGGCUGUGUCUGACGGGGGUCAAGCUGUCUUCGGACCAGAGUCCUGCUGUGCUUCACUAGAACGUCCCACCGCCUCCACCUCCACGUGGGGCAGCAGCGCCGGCGUCCCCCCCUCCCGCUCC
Messenger RNA from Stegastes partitus (bicolor damselfish), 4234 nucleotides. It is a transcript of the gene usp54b, whose product is annotated as ubiquitin specific peptidase 54b. The record is from RefSeq and is a predicted model, not a curated record. NCBI's taxonomy places the organism in Eukaryota, Metazoa, Chordata, Actinopteri, Pomacentridae. The transcript has 20 exons. Gene Ontology annotation, molecular function: cysteine-type deubiquitinase activity. Gene Ontology annotation, biological process: protein deubiquitination. The coding region runs from base 555 to 4172 and encodes 1205 amino acids.